Molecule: messenger RNA, 945 nt
Organism: Capsella rubella
Lineage: Eukaryota; Viridiplantae; Streptophyta; Magnoliopsida; Brassicales; Brassicaceae
Product: transcription factor MYB114
Exons: 3
Coding region: 44-787 (247 amino acids)
Source: RefSeq, a predicted model, not a curated record
GCCACAAUAACCCUUCUCUUCCUUGACUUCUUAUCUUUGUUCCAUGGAGGGUUCGUCGACCAAAGUGUUGCGAAAAGGUUCAUGGACUGCUGAAGAAGAUAGUCUCUUGAGACAGUGCAUUAAUAAGUUUGGAGAAGGCAAAUGGCACCAAGUUCCUUUAAGAGCUGGGCUGAACCGGUGCAGGAAGAGUUGUAGGCUAAGAUGGUUGAACUAUCUGAAACCAAAUAUCAAGAGAGGCAAACUUAGCUCGGAUGAAGUGGAUCUGCUUCUUCGCCUUCAUAGGCUUCUAGGAAACAGGUGGUCUUUGAUUGCUGGUCGAUUGCCUGGCCGGACCGCGAAUGAUGUCAAGAAUUUUUGGAACACUCAUCUUAGUAAGAAGCAUGAACCAUGUUGUAAGAUUACUCAGAUUAAAAAGAGAAACAUUACUUCUCAUCCUACCACACCAGCCCAAAAAAUCAAUGUUUAUAAGCCUCGACCUCGAUCCUUCUUAGUUAACAAUGGCUCCAGCAGUCUCAAUGGCCGGCCAAAAGUUAACGUUAUUACACCAAGCUUUGGAAUCAAUAACAAUAAGGUUUGUGAGAAUAAUAUGACAUGUAACAAAGAUAAGGAGAAAGCUGAGCAUUCGAAUAAUUUAAUUGAUGAAGAUCAUAUAUGGUUGGAGAAUUUACUAGAGGAGACCCAAGAGGUAGAUGACUUAGUCAGAGAAGUGACGGCAACAGAGAAAGGUCUCACCUUGGGGUUUGACGUUGAGCAACUUUGGAACAUGUUCGAUGGAGAAUUUGAAUAGUGUUUAUGGCUGUUUGUGUUGCAUUUGUCUAUGGGUUUGUUUUCGAAUUUAGUGUGUAUUUUUCUAUAUAAACUACUAUUUUAAGCAUUUUAUUAAGAGUUUUGUGAUUCUGUAUGUGUUUCUUUGUUUAAAAAUAAAUGAUUGAUGUGUUUGGAAUU